AUGGUCAGGGCCCAGUUAGGAGUCUUCAUUACCAGUAAAGUAUGCAGGAAUGCCGAGAGCUUAGUGAUGAAAAAAACUGAAGAGAAGUUUAGGGAAGACUUCAAGGUGCUUAAUAAUUAUGCACUUGAGUUACAAGCAACCAAUCCAGGAAGCAGUGUACUUGUUGUGGCUGAGAAGGUUAACCAUAAUGAGUUUCCUGUGUUCCAGAAGAUGUACAUCUACUUGGCUGCUGUCGGAGAAGGGGUUUUAGUUGGUUGUAGGCAGAUCAUAGGUGUAGAUGGUUGUUUUCUUAAAGGGCUACUCAAAGGGCAAUUGCUUAUGGUUGUAGGUAGGGAUGGGAACAACCAAAUGUUCCCUUUAGCAUGGGCUGUUGUUGAGAAGGAAACUACUGAGACAUGGGCAUGGUUUUUUGAAAAUUUGAUGAUUGAUCUUGGCAUGGGAGAAGGGUUGGGAUGGUCUUUAAUAAGUGAUAUGCAAAAGGGUUUAAUCCAUGCAGUGAAAGAUCUUCUACCUUUUAUUGAGCAUAGAAUGUGUGCAAGGCACAUCUAUGCGAGGUGGGGCAAGAAACAUCAAGGAAAGGAGUUACAACUUCAAUUCUGGAAUGUGGCCAUAUCUACAAGCAUCCCAGAGAUGAAGAAACAUUUGGACCAAAUGAGGAAGAUGAAAGGUGGAGACAAUGCUGUUGAAGAGUUACUUGAGAAAUGGCCAGUUCAAGGUUGGUGCCAAGCAUGUUUUAAUGAUCAAGUUAAAUGCGAGGUAAUCGAUAACAACUUGUGUGAAACUUUUAAUGGAGUGGUCCUAGAUGUAAGGAGUAGACCAGUUAUCUCUAUGCUAGAAACAAUUCGGCAGUAUGUGAUGAUGAGGAUUGCAGUGAAAAAGGACUAUGCUAGCAGAUGGGCAGGGGAUUAUGGGCCAAAUGUUGCUGCCAUGAUUGAAAAAGAAAGAGAAGCCUAUGUUAUAACGCUUGCUGAACAAACAUGCUCUUGUGGCAAAUGGAGCAAAACAGGCAUCCCUUGUCAACAUAGUAUGGCAGCUAUUGCUUUUCAAGGGGAAGACCCAACUAAUUAUAUAACUCACUGGUUCAGAAAAGAAACAUAUGAAAAGGCAUAUCAAUUUGCAGUUAAUCCAGUAAAAGGUAGGGAUUUCUGGCCAGUGAGUGAUGAAGGGCCACUUCUGCCUCCUUUUGUGAAAAGAAUGCCAGACAGAGCUAACUACAAUAGCACCUGCCCAAAAAGGACUAAAAGGACUAAUGCUUCUGACACAACUAGCAACAUAUCAGAAACAUCUAUCCAAAAUAAGAAUGUAGAUGUUACAAUCAAAGGGAGAAAGAAGUAUUCGGCAGGAAUGCCUCCAAUACAGGUUUUAAGGAUUGGUCUUGCAGAAUUGUUAAUUUCUUACAAAUUAAUCCCUGCAAACUCCUUUAAAACAUGCACAGAAUUUUUUACAUUGGCUUGCUGA
Messenger RNA from Dioscorea cayenensis subsp. rotundata (Guinea yam), 1458 nucleotides. RefSeq lists its product as uncharacterized. The record is from RefSeq and is a predicted model, not a curated record. Lineage: Eukaryota; Viridiplantae; Streptophyta; Magnoliopsida; Dioscoreales; Dioscoreaceae. The coding region runs from base 1 to 1458 and encodes 485 amino acids. The transcript has 6 exons. Gene Ontology annotation, molecular function: zinc ion binding.